GCAAAACUACGCAUCCUACAGCCCAGUGAAAGUCGUGGAUGAUGGGGGGAAGCCUGUGAUGGAAGUGGAGUACCGCAGCGGCAGAGUGCACGUCGCCCCAGAGCUGGUCGCCGCCAUGCAACUGCUCAAGAUGAGACAAGAAGCUGAAGUCCAAGUUGGGGACAUCGGAGGAGCGGUGGUGGCCGUGCCCGCGUCCUACAGCAACACCCAGCGGGAGGCGCUCGUGGCGGCUUGUCAAAUUGCCGGGCUGCCCCUGCUGGACCUCAUCAGUGAGACGACAGCCACAGCUCUGGCGUACUGGCACAACCGCGGCCCCUCCGUGGCGCAACAAACCAUCCUGGUGUUCGAUAUGGGGGCCACAAAGCUAGACGUUUCGGUUAUUAAAAUAUGUGAGAAAGAGAUCACAAUUUUGGCGGUGUGUGGCAGCGACUUAUUUUGCGGGAACUACUUGGAUCAAAAGCUCAUGGAAGACUUGAACGACAAAUUCUACGAUAUACACAAAAUCAGACUUCUGGAUCACCCGAAAGCUACCAUGAGGCUCAAAUUAGCGUGUGAAGAACUGAAGAUGAAACUCACUCUCCUGAAGUCCAACAGGAUUCAAAUCGACAAUUUCAUAGGUGAUCUUGAUUUGGAUUUCGUUGUAACGAGACGACAAUUUGAGAAACAUAUCGCAGACCAUUCCAUUAUUAACACCAUUUUAAAUUCAGUCCUACAAGACGCUGGUCUCUCGACGAAAGACGUCGAUGAGGUGGUGGUUACCGGAGGAUCAACAAGAGUGCCUUCCGUUCAGUUGUCCCUGAAGAAAUAUUUUAACGGAAGAAGGUUGAACAAAACCGUCAAUGCGGAUGAAUCCGUUGCAUGUGGAGCAGCCGUUUUGGCACAUAUGCUUAGUGGGAACAAACAUAUGUUUCAACUUUCAGAUAUUAUACAGUAUCCAUCUUUAAUGCCACUCAAAAAGAACGGCUUCCACCGAUAUACCAAACCGUGUUCAAAAAUGAAAAUUACAAAACGUAGAAAGAUCGGUAAUAGAGUGAUAGAGGAAAUCGAACGUUCUUACAUCAACAAACCAUUCGGAAUAUACAUUCAGGCUGAAAUUCAGAGCCAAGAAUCUCCUGGUUCAGCAUUGAACUACCAAGCAAACAUUUCAGAAUCGUCUGACCAGCUGAAAAUAUUCGAACAGCAUCUUAGAGACGCUGAAGCUCUCGAUGAAAUAACGAACGAACUACAUGAAUACUGUGCCAACCUGAAACGUGAACUGAGCGAUAUUAUGCACUGCAUUCGAGUUCGUCCACAUGGCAACCGAAAAGGUGGUGGUACCGAUUCCAACGCCUAUAUGGGACUAGUCCAAAGACUUGUGGAUGACUGCCAAGGCGUUUUGAAUUGGUUGGAUGAUUACGGAGAUGAAGCUUCCAUUGAGGAAUGUCUGACUAAAAAACAAAAUUUGAUGAAUACAAGGAAACGUGUUCUUGAAAUCCGCGAAAUGAAAAUGAAAAAUAAAAGUGGAGAGGAUCAUUCAUCCGCAAAAUCCUCAAAGAAGAAGGUGACUCCUAUGUCAGUUGAAAAGGAUAAACUCCCCAAUGGGGAGCAGAUGAAUGGAGAAGUGGAUAAGAAAACGAAGUUAAAUAAAAAUAAGUCUAGCGUGGAAGAGGAAAAGUCCAAAAUGAAGGGAGAGGAGCUUUUAAAGAAGGAAGUUCUGCUCGCAGGAGAGAAAUUGAUGUCUAGAGUAAAGGAAAAUGUGCUUGAAGUUAAGGAGAAAGAGAGUGAUGAGAAAGAAAGGAGUCUAGAAGAGAAGGAAGAGGAGACUGAGGAGAAGGUAAAGAAGCCUGAAGUGAAAGAAGAGGAGCCUGAGGAGAAGGUAAAGAAGCCUGAAGUGAAGGAAGAGGAGUCUGAAGUGAAGGAAGAGGAGCCUGAGGAGAAGGUAAAAAGGCCUGAAGUGAAGGAAGAGGAGCCUGAAGUGAAGGAAGAUGAGCCUGAGGAGAAGGUGAAGAGGCCUGAAGUGAAGGAAGAGGAGCCUGAAAUGAAGGAAGAGGAGCCUGAGGAGAAGGUAAAGAGGCCUGAAGUGAAGGCAGAGGAGCCUGAGGAGAAGGUGAAGAGGCCUGAAGUGAAGGAAGAGGAGCCGGAGGAGAAGGUAAGGAGGCCUGAAGUAAAGGAAGAGGAGCCUGGAGUGAAGGAAAAGGAGCCUGAGGAGAAGGUAAAGAGGCCUGAACUGAAGGAAGAGGAGCCUGAGGAGAAGGUGAAGAGGCCUGAAGUGAAGGAAGAGGAGCCUGAGGAGAAUGUAAAGAGGCCUGAAGUCAAGGAAGAGGAGCCUGAAGUGAAGGAAGAGGAGCCUGAGGAGAAGGUAAAGAGGCCUGAACUGAAGGAAGAGGAGCCUGAAGUGAAGGAAUUGGAGCCUGAGAAGAAUGUAAAGAGGCCUGAAGUGAAGGAAAAGGAGCCUGAGGAGAAGGCAAAGAGGCCUGAAGUGAAGGAAGAGGAGCCUGAACUGAAGGAAGAGGAGCCUGAAAUGAAGGAAGAGGAGCCUGAGAAGAAUGUAAAGAGGCCUGAAGUGAAGGAAGAGGAGCCUGAGGAGAAGGUAAUGAGGCCUGAAGUGAAAGAAGAGGAGCUUGAACUGAAGGAAGAGGAGCCUGAAGUGAAGGAAGACGAGCCUGAGAAGAAUAUAAAGAGGCCUGAAGUGAAGGAAGAGGAGCCUGAGGAGAAGGUAAAGAGGCCUGAAGUGAAAGAAGAGGAGCUUGAACUGAAGGAAGAGGAGCCUGAAGUAAAGGAAGAGGAGCCUGAGAAGAAUGUAAAGAGGCCUGAAGUGAAGGAAGAGGAGCCUGAGGAGAAGGUAAAAAGGCCUGAAGUGAAAGAAGAGGAGCUUGAACUGGAGGAAGAGGAGCCUGAAGUAAAGGAAGAGGAGCCUGAGAAGAAUGUAAAGAGGCCUGAAGUGAAGGAAGAGGAGCCUGAGGAGAAGGUAAAGAGGCCUGAAGUGAAAGAAGAGGAGCUUGAACUGAAGGAAGAGGAGCCUGAAGUGAAGGAAGAGGAGCCUGAGAAGAAUGUAAAGAGGCCUGAAGUGAAGGAAGAGGAGCCUGAGGAGAAGGUAAAGAGGCCUGAAGUGAAAGAAGAGGAGCUUGAACUGAAGGAAGAGGAGCCUGAAGUGAAGGAAGAGGAGCCUGAGAAGAAUGAAAAGAAGCCUGAAGUUGUGAACGUGGAACCUGAAAUGAAGGAAAAGAAGCCUGAAGUUGUGAAUGUGGAGCCUGAAAUAAAGGAAAAGAAGCCUGAAGUUGUGAACGUGGAGCCUGAAAUGAAGGAAAAGAAGCCUGAAGUUGUGAAUGUGGAGCCUGAAAUAAAGGAAAAGAAGCCUGAAGUUGUGAACGUGGAACCUGAAAUGAAGGAAAAGAAGCCUGAAGUUGUGAACGUGGAGCCUGAAAUGAAGGAAAAGAAGCCUGAAGUUGUGAACGCGGAGCCUGAAAUGGAUGGAAAGAAGCCUGAAGUUGUGAACGUGGAGCCUGAAAUGAAGGAAAAGAAGCCUGAAGUUGCGAACGUGGAGCCUGAAAUGAAGGAAAAGAAGCCUAAAGUUGCGAACGCGGAGCCUGAAAUGAAGGAAAAGAAGCCUAAAGUUGUGAACGCGGAGCCUGAAAUGAAGGAAAAGAAGCCUAAAGUUGUGAACGCGGAGCCUGAAAUUAAGGAAAAGAAGCCUGAAUUGGAAGGAAAAAUGCCACAAAAGAUCGAAGAAGGGUCCGGAGUUCUACAAGUGAACGAAAGUGUGAUCGAAGUGGAGGAAGAAAAGCCUGAAAUAAAAAGUGUAACUAGUAAUUAUGAAGACUUCCAGCUAACCGAUGGCAAAAAUAUUAAAAGACAAACGUUCUUCCAGAAUUCCAAUACGAAUUCCAAUUCAAAAUCAUGGCCCGAAUGUGGCAAAAUCUCAGCUUAUCCCAUCACAACAUGUCCCCAACAUGUCGGCGGUUCGCACAACGUGUCCUCGACACGUUCAGGGCGUAAGGGGUGCCACCAACCUCCAGAAACUGUGGUCCGGUCAGCUGAUGGGAGCGUGAAGUGUUGUAAGAACGUUAAAGAUUCUAUACUUAAAGUAGGUUCUCUUCAAAAGAAGCUCAAAGAUGUCGGAGAUAAGAGUACGUCGAUAUUUAGGUGAUUUAUCGAUUAAUAUAGUUCAUUGAUUGAAAAAU
This is a messenger RNA of Hyalella azteca, 4160 nucleotides long. Its product is annotated as trichohyalin-like. The coding region runs from base 59 to 4126 and encodes 1355 amino acids. The transcript is spliced from 2 exons. Gene Ontology annotation, molecular function: ATP binding; ATP-dependent protein folding chaperone. NCBI's taxonomy places the organism in Eukaryota, Metazoa, Arthropoda, Malacostraca, Amphipoda, Hyalellidae. The record is from RefSeq and is a predicted model, not a curated record.